This is a messenger RNA of Pectinophora gossypiella (pink bollworm), 4424 nucleotides long. RefSeq lists its product as uncharacterized. Lineage: Eukaryota; Metazoa; Arthropoda; Insecta; Lepidoptera; Gelechiidae. The transcript has 8 exons. Bases 408 to 1505 code for a protein of 365 amino acids. The record is from RefSeq and is a predicted model, not a curated record.
UGAGAGGGAACAUCGGAGGGGCGAGUCUCAGUGUGCCCGCUGGAACAACCCGCGCCGCUCGUCCGUAUCGCGAGACAUGAAACUUUCCCUACAACGCGCUACAGGUGCCCAAUGCUACACGUUCGCAUAACCCACUGUCACGCGAAGGGUUAACUGUACACUAAACACUUUGACGCAAACGCCGAUAUGCCCCGGUUAUGUUCAAGUUUUAUGAUUAAUUAUGCGUAAACUUCAACUGUUGUUUCACGUUUUCGCGUGGGAUUUCAUUGUGCCUGUCGGGAUAUGACAAUAAUCUAGCCGAAACCAUAGUGAUAUACUAAUAUGGAGUUAAGUAUAUUGUGAUAAGCAGAGUAGGUGUGAGUGUUGUGUGUUUGAAAGUGAUGGUGGAAUAGAGUUGGAGGGGGGCGAUGGUGCAGUCCCAUUGGUCAUGGCGGGUUCUGGUCCUACUUCUACUCUGUGUUUUAAAACGAGGAAGCGGUCAAGCGACGGAUGUAGAAGUGCGGCUGCAGGCCCCCAGCUGGGUGGCUCGAGGGGGCUCCGCUACCUUCCGCUGUCUUCACCAAGUGCCGCCGCAGUUACUCUAUAAAGUGGAAUUCCUCCGCGCAGGCGCAAAGCUGCUUCAAUAUGUGCGCGAACGCACGCCGCCUUACACGAACUACACUUUCGCAGGUGGCCGGCUUAACAUGACUUUGGUGACUGAGAACUCCAUAACGAUAGACAACUUGGACCCGUCGGCAUCAGGACUGUACUGGUGCGAGGUCUCGCUCGAGACGCCGAUCUUCACUGCUGCCUCGCCGUCGCACCAACUUACUGUCGUAUACUCCCAGAAGCAUCCACCGAUAAUAACGUUUGGGAAACCCGACGUGGUGGUUGGUGGCCUGCUUCGAGCAAACUGCACGAGCGCCCCAGCUGCUCCUCCACCUCGCCUCACCUGGUACAUUGAUAAUGAAAAGGUACCUGAAGAAUCAAUAAAGUACUUCUCAUAUCGGGUGUCAAGCUUGACUCGCACCAAGGGCGGUGGCGGCUACAGACAUAGGAAACACCAGCACCGUUACAUUGCGCCCGAGUUCAACUACACGGCCAAGUACUGGGCCCUGGUCAGUGAGACCACCACGCCGCCUCCAGCCAACCUGACCAAACAUCACAAGUGCACUUUGAAAGAGGGACAGAGCGAGGAAAUGGCUAAAAUGCAGGAAAGACCACGACCACCGCCCGUCACACCGAUAUCCCUAUGGGUGUCUAUAGCAGAACUUCGCACUCCUGCGCACGGCAAGUUACAACUCACUUGUACUGCCACCAUACCUGAUGAAGUCGGCCCUGGGGAGAAGUAUGCUGAUGUCAAGAAGCAGACUGUUACUGUGGCGGUCAACGAGCUGAGUCCGAGAAAACCUCAUUCGGAGACAAGCCAAGCAAACGCCACGUCGGUACGCCUGCGAACAUACCCCUCACUGUGGCUCUUCAGCUGCGGGGUAUUACUUCACGAGCUCUCCGUUCAAUUUAAUUGAAUAUCGAAGUUUCGCACCCUCGCUUUCAUCUUCGACCAUAAUUUAUGUGCCAGCUUUUAAUAACAAGUAUUAGAAACCACAUUUUUCUUAGGCACCAUUCUUUUUAAACGUUUACAUUACUAGACGAUUUUUCUACUACUUUUUAAAAUUUAUCGUCUCACUUUCAAGGUAAAUGGUUGUCCUAUUUCUCCUUUGUUACACCUUUGACCGUAAAAUACUUUUUAAAAUAAUAACUGACUACAGAGGUUUUUCUUAAUAAAUUUUACUGUGUUCAUACUUUAAUAUUGAUAAAUAAAUAUUAUUGUUACCCUGUGAAUUGUUUAGGUGAGGGUGUUAAUGCAUUUAACAAUGUACUAUAUCUGUAAGUCUUCUUGUUUCUUCCUGAGCUUUUACACGUCAAUUAUAUGACUCUUAAAUUCACCAAAACUUCUCCGACAGGGUCUUAUCAUUCUUAUAAAGCAGUUUGUUCUAUCACAAGCUAAAUUUAAUUCUCAAAAAUUGAUGUCUUUUGUACCUGUACCCCUAUAUUUCAAAGGACAGGAGCCGAAAUCAAUGACGCCUUGAUUGGAUACGUUGAAUCUACCGAACCUCAAAAAUGACAAUUUAUUUUCGAUAGAUGGAAAAUUGAGUCCAAAAUCAAUUUACUGCCAAUCUUCACGCUCGUUACGGUGUCGAUGAAUAUGAUUAAUGUCAUCCUCGAUUUUGAAGACAGGCCCUGAACCUCCAAUCAAUAAUCUUAUGAUCUUUCGUUAGAAGCAUCAUAAUAUUUCGUUAUUAAUCAUGUUCUUACACUGUUUAAGUUACUUACAUGAUGGAGUUAGGAACUACAUGGUAGUCAAUAGUAUACAUAAAUAAUCAUAUAAAUAGUUAAUCAAAGCCCUCUGGUACUGCUUUAAAUGUUGUCUUAACCUGUAGAACAGCAAUAUUCUGAAGUUAUGUAACUUAUAAAAAAGUUAAAAACAGAUCAUUAUUGACAAUCUACAGAAUCAUCAGAAAUACGAUAUGAAGUCGGUACAAAAUUUUUCAAGUUAUUAACUUGUAGAUACGAUUUACAAUAUUUGCGUAAUAAAUAAGUUCGUACAACAACAAAGGUUACAAAACGUUUUUCUGACGAAAAGAAAUAAAGAAAAUAUGAUCGUCACAUAUUCAUACCCAACACAUAGUGAGUUGAAUUAAUCUACGUAGUGUAACCAUAACUUUAGAAAAUUGCUUUACAAAAAAAGGUUCGCUUACAUUUUCUCAAAGGUCAGCUUAGGUGAAAUCCUUUAAUAUUUUCAUUUCUUUCUUAUCUGAGAAAUCAAGAUAUUCAUAUUAGUAGGGGAUUUCAAAGUGAGAAAGUAUUUUGAGAACUCGAUUAUUGUCUGUAAAAUAUUUCUGCAGAUAUUUUCGAUAUUAUUAGUGUUACGCUGUGUAAAGCAGAGAUAAAUUUAAUGUAAUUGCCAGGGAGUUGACUUGUUAUUUAUACAGGCUCUCUUUAAAGUACAUUAACUUCUAGGGAACGUUUGUUGAGUUAUAAAUAUUUUAUAACUCGCAGUUUCUCAAGGGAUUUACAAGUUCAACUCAAUAUUGAAGCGAAGAAGCUGAAAAUUUAAUAUUGAAUUCAGUGUUUAUGUUGAUCCUACGGCGAACAAAUGUUGGUUUUGAUUUAAAAUUCAAUUUUAAAGUAAUUUAUUCUUUAUUAAUUAGCACCUGAUUGAUACAUGGAACAGGAAUUCUGUACCACAAGUUUUGAAUUCGAAUCUCGUUUAGAAUUGUCUUUUGUGGCUUUUCUUAGUUUUUUAGGUAUCAGUUGUUACGUAACAUUGGUGGAUGUGAACUAAUUAAUACUUUGCAUAAAUUCUGUUGCUAAAAAUAUUUUCCGGAAGUUAAUCUACUAUCUCUUUUACCAUUACAAAAGAUAAUAGUCUGUGCAAUAAAAGGUCAACUCUAUGUACUGGUGUUAAAGUCUUCCUGCAGCUCUUUACACUGACUAUUGUAGAAAGUUUAUUUGUUAGGCUAAAGGAUGUGAUAAGUUAAGAAAAAUAUGUAUAUUGAGGCGAAAAUAUAUUUUAAAAUAGUUUAAUGUGCUAUUGUAUAGAUGAAAAGUAUAUUUAAUGUAAUAUAGACAGAGUUUAGACACGUUAAAAUUUGUGGCCAACAAUCAAUAAAGUAUAUACUUAAAUAUAUAGUUCUUACCUGUUUGUCUUCAUAAUAAAUAUGAUAGUAUGAGUAAUAAAGAGUUACCUAUUAUGUGUUAAAAUCAAAGAGCAAAUAAUAUAGUACUAUGUUAUGUUAAAAUAAACAUAAUGAUGUAGUCAACCGACCGAGGUUCCUUUUUAAAAAUCUUGAAAAAUAUAAAUAAUAUUUUAUGUACAAAAGAUAUAAUAUUUCCGAAUGAACGUGUCGUGUCAAACUAACUUAUCUUCUCAAAAUUCAUGUUGAACUGUUGUCUAGUAUUCAAGACUUCUCUUGAGACUUUAGAUAAGCUCUAAAGUGGAAAACUUGAAGUCUUGAACACAACCAGCAGGAAUUAGUUUAUGCUUGCUUCUUGUUAACUUGAAUAUUAUUUACUUUAAGACUUCAUUUUCUUGUUAUGGAAUUCUGUAUGUAUUUAACUUAAUGAGUCAUGUUCUUUUUUUAUCCUAUCACUAGGCAGAAGCUGUAUUGUUUAUUGUAAGUAUAUCACGUCACAUACAGCCAACGAAAAAUGUUUUCACAACCAACUUCAUCAGUCGUCACCAACCAUCAAACGAGGCUGAAAGCGAGCCUAUUUCCGAUAAAUUAAAUAUUUUACUUAAAUUCCUUUUUUGCGACGAUUAGAUCGAUAUUUUCAAAAAACAUGUUCAGAGUAUAUAAAUACCUUCGGGCCACUCAGAAACUUGUAAUUCAUGUAAAUGGUCAAACAAUGUGAACGAUAAAAUUAAAAGCUUAAUGAAUAUA